AGUUCCACUGAUACGGAUCAUGAAGUUGUUUGUUGCAUUCGCUGCUCUGCUGGCCACCGCGGUGGCAGCGCCCAUGGAUGGCCGCAUCACCCACGGCGAGGUGGCACGCGAGGGCCAGUUUCCCUACCAGGUGGGAUUGAGCAUUGCCAUCGGCAACUCGGGCGCCUGGUGCGGCGGCACCUUGAUCUCCAAUCGCUGGAUCGUAACGGCUGCCCAUUGCACGGACUCUGCCGACUCGGUGACCGUGUACGUUGGUGCUACGAAGAUCAAGGAGGAGGAGCCCGGCCAGCAGCGCAUCCAUGUGGAGAAGCACGGCAUCAUUGUGCACGAAGAUUGGGAUGCCGCCAAGAUUGUCAACGACAUCUCGCUGAUCAAGCUGCCCGCCGAACUGGACUUCAAUGAGCGCGUGCGUGCCGCCACGCUGCCCAAGAAGGAUGGACGUUACUCCACCUACGAGGAUCAGCAGGCCUACGCCUCCGGCUGGGGUCUCGACAGCGACAAGGCUGACGCCGUCUCCCCCGUGCUGCGCUACGUGGAGAUGCCCAUCAUGAAGUCGAGCACCUGCAACAAGUACUGGGCCGGCCUCAUCACCGACAAGGUCAUCUGUAUGAGCACCAAGGGCGGCAAGUCCACCUGCAGCGGCGACUCCGGCGGCCCCCUGGUCCACAAGGAUGGCGACAUCAACUAUUUGAUUGGCGCCACCUCCUUUGGCCUGGCUCUGGGCUGCGAGAGGAACUACCCAGCUGUCUUCACCAGAAUCACCGCCUACCUGGACUGGAUCGAGGAUCACAGUGGCGUGGUCAACAAAUAAACAACACUAUUCCAUCUUCUGAUAUUAAACAAUAAAAUACGAAUACGAAACAAAUGUA
Molecule: messenger RNA, 869 nt
Organism: Drosophila virilis
Lineage: Eukaryota; Metazoa; Arthropoda; Insecta; Diptera; Drosophilidae
Product: serine protease 1
Biological process (GO): proteolysis
Molecular function (GO): serine-type endopeptidase activity
Source: RefSeq, a predicted model, not a curated record